Gongylonema pulchrum is the source of this 441-nucleotide messenger RNA. The record is from the annotation of a GenBank genome assembly. NCBI's taxonomy places the organism in Eukaryota, Metazoa, Nematoda, Chromadorea, Rhabditida, Gongylonematidae.
AUGUGGUCUGAUGCAAUGGGUGGCUCGAAUGAACAGAUUGAUUUGAGUGACAUCCAUACGGUUCCUGAUGGUACGAAGGAUAUCGAGAGGAUUUCACAUAUGGCUUUCAUUCGCACGUUUAUAUCGGGACAUUUGCAGUUUCCAGGAGAACCCAAAGAAUAUUGCUUUGGUUUUGAGGUAACCUUUCAUCUUUGCAUACAGAUGUUUGUCACCAUUGAUGUCAUGGAUGCUAAUGUUGCGUUUCGUUCGAUCUUCUACGUAGUGCCGAAAAUGCCAGAACCGAUUUCAUUCUGGGAUUUAUCAGACCUAGGACCCAUUGGUGAAGGCGCCUAUGGCCGUGUCAAUAAAAUGCGACACAAUGAAACUGGCCGAUACAUGGCUGUAAAGGUGCUUUUUGUGUUUUGGGGAAUUGCCAGCAAAGUGGUUCAGUGGUCCGUGUAA